Messenger RNA from Schistocerca americana (American grasshopper), 3075 nucleotides. Its product is annotated as putative protein TPRXL. Lineage: Eukaryota; Metazoa; Arthropoda; Insecta; Orthoptera; Acrididae. The transcript has 7 exons. The record is from RefSeq and is a predicted model, not a curated record. Bases 1374 to 2432 code for a protein of 352 amino acids.
CCGCGCAAAGAGCACGUUAUCGAGAAAAGAAGUAUCGUUUGCGACCGAUAGAAGCAUAUUUGAUUACAGAAGGCAGGCCCGUACAAGAGCACGCUACUGCCGUCGCUUUUCCGUCGCUCCGGAUGAGAAGCAGCAGAUGGAGCAAGAGGAAGCAGUUCUAGACGAAUCGGCCGACAGGAACGUCGGCUCCUGAAGAGACACCCCACUGCCUUCCCGAAACGUUUCCGAUCUGAAGCGCAUUCAUCGAUCGUCGUAUAUAAACAGUAGUUUUGGACCAUUUGCUAGCAGUAGUGGUAGUUCUGUCACAGCUCAACCUUCAUCUAACAGGCCUCUCUAUCUGAAGUUUACAUUUGCGCCUAACAUCCUGGGGAAGACAUACUGGCUUUGAAAAGACAGAUGUGAAUACAAAAAUACAGGAAGCGGUGUCUUUCAGAUAAGAUAAAGCUGCCUGUUACUGCCUUUACAAGAAUAUUCACUGUGCACAAACAUUUGCCAUCUGCUUGUUUGCCAGUUAUCAGUUAUUCAGAAAAUACGGAGCAGUACAGAGAAAGUUCUGAUGCACUGGUCAAAGAGGAUCUGAAAAUUCACUAGGCUUCAUCUGAGAUUUAGUGACCAUCAAAAGCACAUCACACUCUCCUGGAGGAGUGUCUGUUGUUAAUAUAGCACCAGAGCGUAGUGCUCGCAGGUGGCUGAUACCGUGUUACACGUUCCUCCCAUCCCACGGCAUAUUAGGAAGUAGGGAAAGAGUCUGGUGAAUUUCUUCUCGAGAAGUCUUCCGCUCAUCCUCUGCCCAGUUGCACUACUGCACGAGUGGUGAGCAGUAAGGAGAAGAUUGAUUGUGCCAAAAGUGCCCAGCUGUAUAGAGAGAUUGGCCUGACUAGAUUCGAGCACGAUACAGUAGUUUCGGCAACAGGUGAAUCUGCGGCAGACGAGUAACUUGGCCUGUUGGGAUCCUGCCAGUUCAUCAGUGGUCUGGUUGUUGGUUAGCCCAGUAAUCUGGUGACCAGCUGGAAGCUCCAGGUUGACUGAGUCUCCAGUGAUCUGGUGACCUCUUGGAACCUCCAAGUGAAUGCUUGGCCAGUAAUCUGCUGGAAGCCCUAGGCUGUUGGUUAGCGCAGUACUUUGGUGGCCUGCUGGCAGUUAGUCGUCUCCCCAGUGGUCUUGUCGGCCUGAGACUCCCGCCUCCAGCCCGGUCCUCCAGUGGAUGAGCGUCCAGUCUGGCUGACCCCCCCGAGGCUCGCCAGGCGCAUCAGCAGAGCGUGCGACGCAAGACGCGGCGGACUUCGCUGCUGGGAUCUCUGGGCUUCGCCCGCCACCAGGGGCCCUCUGCUUCUUCCUCGGCAGCCGUCUCGUCCUUCCAGCAAGUGAGCGGCAUGUACCGCACGGUGCGACACGGAGAGAACUCGCUGCAGUACACCAUCCUGCCACAGCAGGAUGACCUGGGCAAUUCCGGCGCGGCCUCCGGUGCUGGACCAGCCGGUCGAAGGACGCGGAAGGCGGGCGGCGGGCGGCUGAAGCUGGCGCUGGUGCUGGGCGUGGCGCUGGUGCUGGCGGCCGGCGCAGUCACCACGGCGGUGCUCGUGCCGCUCAUGAUCCCCCGGCCGCACGGCGCCGCCCACCGGCCGCUCACCAGGCACCACCACCCGCCACAGAACCUGCUGCCGGCGCGCCGACCGUUGCACCAGUCGCUGGAGGACCCGGCGCCGCCCCCGGUGGCCGCCGCCCACCGGGACGCCGCCCCCGCCUCCUCCACGGAGGACCCCUCCCUGUCCGCCGCCUCCUCGGUGUCGCCCGCUGAAGACUUGGCGGCCAGCAGCGCCCUCUACAGCGAGCCCGCGGCCACGGAGGCGCUGACGUCGACGCCCGCCACGCCGGCCGCCACCAGCACCCAGGCCACCACUACCACCACCGCCAGCACCACCACCACGACCACCACAACCACCACCACCCCUGCGCCGACCACCGCCGCCGCCUCAACGGCUGCAGCGAGCGCCUCCAAGGGCAACGCAGAUUCCACUGCAGGAGGCGGCGCUGUGACGGAGGCGGUUGUACACUUCGAUGCGGCAGACAACGGCACCGACGGGGGCGGCGUAGAUGCGGCGGACAUUGACGACGCGGAAGUCGACGGUCCCGGGGACGGUGGGCGUGGCCGCGGCUCCGGCAAGCCGAGCACCUGGCUGGAGUCCAGGUGGCCAUUCGGGGACGCCUCCGCCUACUUCGAGUGGACGGGUUUCAACGGGGAGGACAGCGUGCUGCUGCCACUGGCGCUGGCGGGGGUGGUGCUGGUGCUCGUCAUCAUCAUCGCCGCCUGCUACGCCAUCCGCAGACACCGCCACAAGGUCAACCGCCGCCAGGCCAUUGGGAAGAUGUCGAACGAGCUGCAGUCUGGCGAUAAGGCAACACUGCUUCCUGACGGUUCAGAAGACGAGUAAAGAGCUACCUGCUGUCCCCAGCGUAUUGGUCGGCAGGCUCCAAAUGUGGCCUGCUAUUGGUCGGUGGCCCACCAACUGCAAGGGAGGCGCAGCAGCUGCCACGUUGCCACGUCUCCGCUGGAACUCUAGCUUCUGUUUUGGUCAGACUCCCAGUUUGCAGAAACCUCGCCAGCCAGAAAGUGGCUCUCCAAAGCUGCGGAGAUCUGCCGAACGAGCAGGGUGCUUGCUGCUUCGUGGUUUUCGAGAUGUUUCAGAACAGUUAUGUUUGCUGAUUAUGACCAAACUGUUGCAUCAUAGUAUUAACAGAAAAAGAACUGCUUCUUUGCUCUGCUUUAUCAUUCGAAUAAGUCUUGAACCACGACUUAUGCUGUGUAAUCUCUCGUCAAGUUUCAGUGUUUACUGUAAAUAAUAAUCCUGUUAAGCUUACAACAAAAUAUGGGCAGUUGAAAUGUGAUGAAGUGAAUGGAAAAAAAUGACAUAUCAGAUCCCUCUGCAUUGGAGGGAAAUGUCAGUGAAUGGAACAGAUGUUUAUCAUUGUAUUCACAGAGUUUUGUUGAUGUUGCAUUCCAGUCUCCUUAAUUUAUAACAGUGUAAUAAGUUUGUAUUAUGUAUCUAGUCGUACUAUAAAGACUUUCCACACACA